Molecule: messenger RNA, 2472 nt
Organism: Petromyzon marinus (sea lamprey)
Lineage: Eukaryota; Metazoa; Chordata; Hyperoartia; Petromyzontiformes; Petromyzontidae
Gene: SFRP2
Product: secreted frizzled related protein 2
Biological process (GO): canonical Wnt signaling pathway; non-canonical Wnt signaling pathway
Molecular function (GO): Wnt-protein binding
Source: RefSeq, a predicted model, not a curated record
ACUUUGAGCGCUUACGCAGCCCCGGAGCGCUCACACCGAGCGCGGAGUUGCAGCUCGUGAGCAGGCGUCCGUAGCCGAGUUUCACCGAGCCCAGCGCGCAAAUCCAAAGGGACACUCGCUCAGCCAGCCUGCUCCAAUUCUUAAUGAACCCAUAACAUUUUUUUGUUUUAUUAUUGUUAACGUUUACAUCGGUAAAGCUGUCAUACAAUUUGAUCAGACCGUUGAUUUUAGUCAUCGCUUUUAUUACGAAUUCAUCUGAACUCGUCACUUAUUUUCAUCUCUCUCUCUCUCACUCUCUAUAGAGUCGCAUUGCUAAACUCUAACAUUCCAGCAUUUACGCGCGGCUUCGAUUUUAGCAGUUCCUCUCUCCGUCGAGUUUACAUCGAUAAGGGUUAAUCUCUCGCACCCGAAACGCGCAACACAGCACAGACAUGCUGCGCUACGUGGAGCUCGCCUUUGUGGCGCUGGCCGCGGGCAUGCUGAGCGCCGCCGGUGCCAUGUACCCCUACGCGCAGCACAUGUCCUACCAGUCCGACCUCAGCUACCGUCGCCCCAACUGCAAGGCCAUCCCGCCGGCGAUGGCUCUCUGCCACGAUGUGGGCUACCCGGAGAUGAGGCUGCCCAACCUUCUCGGCCACGAGUCCAUGCGCGAGGCCCUCCAGCAGGCGAGCUCCUGGGUUCCGCUCCUGGCCAAGCGCUGCCACCCGGACACCAAGAAGUUCCUGUGCUCCGUGUUCGCGCCCGUGUGCAUCGACGAGCUCGAAGAUCCCAUCUGGCCGUGCCGCUCGCUCUGCGAGGCCGUCCGCGACUCGUGCGCGCCCGUCAUGGCUGCGUUCGGCUUCCCGUGGCCAGACAUGCUGGACUGCGAGAGAUUCCCCGUGGACAAUGACCUCUGCAUCCCCGCGGCCACUGGCGACGAGAUGGUGCAGGUGAUCAAGGAAGAACCCAAAGUGUGCGAACCCUGUCUGUUCAAGGACGAAGACGACAACGAAAUCGUGGAGAAUUUCUGCAAAAACGACUUUGCGCUGAAGAUGAAGGUGAAAGAGAUCUCCUACAUGAACGGCGACACCAAGAUCGUGCCCGAGGUGAAGAGCAAGACCGUGUACAAGUUCAACGGCAUCUCGGACCGCGAGCUCAAGAGGACUGUGUUGUGGCUCAAGGACGGCCUGCAGUGCACCUGCGACGAGAUGAACGACAUCAACGCCCCCUACCUGGUGAUGGGGCGCCGCCAGGCGGGCAAACUGGUCAUCACCUCGGUGAAGCGCUGGCAGAAGGGAGAGCGGGAGUUCCGACGAAUCGCGCGCAGCAUCCGCAAACUGCAGUGCUGAGCGCGCUCCACGCGUUUUUGAUCGGCCGUGGUGGUUCGGGUGGUGGGUGGGUGGUUGCAGAGCCGGAUUAAGAUUUUGUAGGCACCCUGGGCUACAGGUACUGUAAGCCCCCCCCCCCCCCUCUCUCCCCCAGUAAUAUUUUCAAAAGGAAAACAAAGUUAAAGAAAAAAUAUAACGUAUUUUUUUUUUUACAAUGCUAACAACAAAUUAAAUUCAGCAUUGACAACUGAAAUAACUUUGGUUCUUUCGGCAACGUCACGGAAAAAUAAGUAGUAAUUAGUCAUUGCUGCAGUCACGAAAGCUUCAAAUCAAGUUUGAACUGAAAUAACUUUUAAUUUAACCCGAAAAUCGAAAGGGCAGGGAGAGUGACUGGCCUUACACAUGGAGGUCGCGAUUUGGCAGAGGCCGCUGGGCUGCAGUCCCUAAAGCCCCCACGCCUUAAUCCGGCCCUGUGUGGGGUGGGUGAUGCCUUCGUAGUGAUUCUGCUUUUAAUAGUCGGCAAGCAUGGGGCGUCCCCCCCUCCACACCCCACACACUUUCGCCACGAGAGUGACGCGUUUGGUUACGGGGUGCACGUGCGCCAACCCUAAACCUAACGCACCCCCCCCCACCCACCCAUCCACCUCUGUUUCCUACAUCAUCCUCAUUACACUUCCUAUCACCAACCAAAAUAUCUCCCGCAUCCAUCAUUAGCACUGCCCUGUAAUGGAACAGUAAAGUAGGUUGACGUUUCGGGUAAUGACCCUUCUUCAGAAUUGAAAAUAGAAAGGGCAGGGAGAGUGGCUGGCCUUACACUUCUGUGGGACCAUGAGAAUACCGUUCGCAAGGGCUAUCACCCGAAACGUCGAGUUACGAUUGCUCUUUCUGUUGUACGGCAGUGUAAACGAUGAAUGUGAUGAGUUUGUUGUUGUCAUUGUUUGUGCAUCACUGCCAACGCAGUACCUUAAUAUUUGUUAUUGUUGUUUCACAUUGGCUCGAGCAUUGAGAGAGACCAGGCAGUUACACAAUUGGCUCCAAGUGUCUCCUUGGUCUCAUGUUUAACCCUGUACAUACAUUAAACCUAUACUGGCCUGUGGCAUGCAGCGCGAUCCAUUCGUAGAUACCCCACUAAAAAAAAAACCCAACAUCGAAAUUCAAAGCCACU